Rubroshorea leprosula is the source of this 2829-nucleotide messenger RNA. NCBI's taxonomy places the organism in Eukaryota, Viridiplantae, Streptophyta, Magnoliopsida, Malvales, Dipterocarpaceae. The record is from the annotation of a GenBank genome assembly.
UUAGAAACUCCGACGAGGUCUCUGAACAAGCUAGCGCAACCCCUUUUAUUUCCACUUCAGCAUCUGAAUUCAGUUUUCCGUUUUUCCUUCUACUUUUUCGAAGCAAGGAAAGAGAAAAGGCUGCGGGAAGUGUUUUCGAAGUGUGCUAUUUGUUCUUCAAAGACAAAGCAGGUUAACUAUUCCGGCGAAGUAUUAAAGGUCGGUUCUUCUAGUUGGGUUCAUUGGGCCUAGGGUUUGUAGAGCUAGUUCAAGGGUGGCGUUUUGUCUUGUGGGGGAGAGAGUGCAUUGGGACUUUUCGUGGACAUUCCGAGCAAAUUUUGGUAAUUUUUCCUUUAGGGCAGAGGUGGUUUUGAACAGUGGCUUUGGUUCUGUUUGUUUCUCGCUUGAGCUGGAGCAGAAGAAGUCUCUGUGGGGGAAGAAACUGACCGGCAAAGUGACUUCUUCUUAGUGAAUUUGAUUUUCCUUUUUUUUGAUUACGCAUUAAGUUGGUAAUUUUGAGGGGUUAAACUGUUGCAUUUGUAGAAUUGGAAAAGGUUGGGUUUUGGAGCUUAAUUUUUGCAGUUGAUGAGAUACAAAGACUGCCCAUAUACUUAACAUGGAUAUUGAUACAGUAGACGAAGUAGCUUGCUUUGAUCCUGAACUCUUGCAGCUUAAUGAGGUGUCUCCAUUUGCUCUUAAAACAAGCCCUCAACUAGUGGAGGAAUUGUACUCUCAGUGGCUUUCCCUUCCAGAUACAGCCCAACUGGUGAAAUCUUUGAUAAAUGAUGCAAAGGUAGGGAAUGCCAUUCAUGUCUUUGGGAACUUGUCAAAUCCAAAUGCUGCUGGGAGCAAUUCACUGCCUUCCAUGUUUCCUGCUGGCAAUGCACCUCCACUUUCACCCAGAAGUUCAUCUAGUUCUCCUCGCACAUCAAAGCAAAGGAAUAGCCCGUCGUCUCUAGGUUCUCCAUUAAAAUUUGUUAUUGAACCAGUAGAAGAAGUGAUACCUCAGUUUUAUUUUCAAAAUGGCCGGCCACCACCAAGAGAUCUGAAAGAACACUGUCUUUCUAGUAUUAAUCAUCUCUUUAAUAAUCCUCUGAAUGGAUUGCAAAUAGACGAGUUCAAAUCAGUGACAAAGGAUGUUUGCAAGCUACCAUCUUUCCUUUCCUCUGCACUAUUUAGAAAGAUAGACAUUGACUGCACUGGGAUAGUAACAAGGGAUGCCUUCAUUAAGUUUUGGGUUGAUAACAACAUGCUGGCAAUGGAUGUAGCCACUCAAGCAUUUAAAAUUAUUAAGCAGUCAGACCGCAACUAUCUUACUCAGGUUGACUUCAAACCUGUUCUUCAAGAACUUUUGGCAACUCAUCCGGGAUUAGAAUUCCUACGAGGAACUCCUGAGUUUCAAGAAAGAUAUGCUGAAACUGUCAUAUACAGAAUAUUUUAUUAUAUAAACAGAUCAGGGAAUGGCCGUCUUACCCUGAGGGAGCUGAAACGUGGAAAUCUGAUUACUGCAAUGCAACAAGCAGAUGAGGAAGACGACAUUAACAAAGUUCUUAGGUACUUCUCAUAUGAACAUUUUUAUGUUAUAUACUGUAAGUUCUGGGAGCUGGACACAGACCAUGACUUCUACAUUGACAAAGAGAGUCUUAUGAAAUAUGGUAAUUAUGCCCUCACAUACAGAAUUGUUGACAGAAUUUUUUCACAGGUUCCAAGGAGGUUUUCCAGCAGAGUUGAAGGGAUGAUGAGUUAUGAAGAUUUUGUUUACUUCAUGCUCGCUGAGGAGGACAAAUCUUCUGAGCCGAGCCUGGAGUAUUGGUUUAAGUGUAUAGAUUUGGAUGGAAAUGGAGUGCUUACGUCAACUGAAUUGCAAUUCUUUUAUGAGGAGCAGCUACAUCGGAUGGAAUGCAUAGCCCUAGAACCUGUACUCUUUGAAGAUAUAUUGUGUCAAAUAGUUGACAUGAUUGCACCUGAGAGAGAAGAUUAUAUCACUUUGCGUGAUUUGAAAGGAUGCAAACUUUCUGGAAAUGUUUUCAAUAUCCUAUUCAAUCUCAACAAGUUCAUGGCAUUUGAAACUCGUGACCCAUUUCUUAUUCGCCAGGAGCACGAGGAUCCAACAUUAACAGAGUGGGAUCGCUUUGCACACAGGGAAUAUGUCAGGCUUUCAAUGGAAGAAGAUGUUGAAGAUGUAUCAAAUGGGAGUGCUGAUGUUUGGGAAGAAUCCCUCGAAGCUCCAUUUUAGGUUUGUUGACUUGGGCUUAAUGGAACGCUGGCCGAUCAAUUAAAUUUUGAUUGAAGACAGGUUAGGUGGAUUCUCCUUUUUGGUAAAUGUUAAGCGGAUAUGCUUCUUGGACAGAACUAAUUGUGAGUUGCAACUUGAACGGUGGUAUUCAAGCAGCCAUAAUCUUUGAAUGUGAAUAUCGUGUCUUCCAGGCAAAUCCCCUGGAUGUUCAGCAAUUACGUUCAGUUGUGCUCCAAAAUGUGACUAAUCUGGGUUGGGAUCAUUUCCCAGGUAUAGAUGGCAGUUUUUUGCUUGGCUGUUAAUGGCUUCCCAACUGCCCCUCUCAUUUUUCCAGUUCUUGUACAAUGGAUACGGUGUUAUUUGGUCUCUUACCAAAUAGAGAAGGGGAUAACACACAAGAAAAGUAGGAAUUCAGUUUAGAAUUUUUACUCUAGUUUGAUGGUGGUCAGAAGACAAAUUCAUUCUUCCUUGAUCACAUUAUGGAACCAAAUUUUAUAUGUUCUUGUAAAUGCACGUUACUUUUUGCUACGAACCUACUCAUAUCAUCAUGCUGUCUGUGAUCCUCUUCUUCUUCCUUUUUCGUUCAAACUAGGCAAUUAAGCUACAAAUAUCGA